UAGUAACACCGCACAAACAGAACGGUGUACACACGUUCGAACUGAAAACUGAAAACACAGUUUCACUGACAGUUCCGGCUUACCUGGCGCCGUCAGUUACGCGUUCAAAACGGCCCAAAUACUACGUAACAAAGUUUAUAUUUGGAUAAAAUGUAACGUGCUUUCUGUUAAUAGUUUCCGUGAAUUAUAUAGAAACUUAUUGUGCCAAAAACAACAAUGAUUAACUUACGCGUCUUAAGAUUGUUGUGAUUUUACGCGAAUGAAUUGUUGUGUGGUUUAUUAACAAGAUGUAACUAUUAGAUCAUUAAUGUAUACCUCAACAGUGUUGUGAAUAUAAUGUAAGUGUUAGUUCGCGAGUGAGAUGUAGGCGAAUGUUGAUACUUAGACUGAAGUAAACAUCAAAGGUUGUGAUUUAAAUCAACAUCUGUCUUCAACAUAGUGUGUCGGACUUAUCAAACACUAUAACUCAAAUGUUGUGAAACAAAUUAUACUUAUUUAUACAGUUAUUAGGAAUCGUUUUCUCAAAAAUCUAUUUUCACUUUACUAGUUCAAAAGCGAAGGUUGUGUUUUACAUCGAACUUUUCUCUCUCUGUAAUUUCCCUCGAGGUUGUGACUACGAUAGACUAACAAAAGACGAAUGUUGGAAUAUCUUGUGUUUGAACAGUGCUCCAUUCAAUAUUAAACAAAAUCUGUGUUUUGAAAAUGUAAUGAAGAAACGCUGGAGGUAAAGGUGACAUCGAUGUUUGAGAAUAUGGGCUUGGUUAAGAUGCAGGGGCCACGACUUCGAUGUCAUGAUGGCUGCUGUUAAUUCGGUAGCGACGGCACGGUUGCCACUGCCGACGUUCUCGCCCCGUGCUGUGCUAAUGUACAGCACGGCAGUGGCUGGCGAGGGCGUCGCGCUACAACUGCGGGAAGCGACAGCAGCAGAGAUCGACGAGCGACUAGCCAUCGCCUGUCACGAGCCCGACCUGCUUGCUGAUCUGCUGCAUGCUGCUACUGAUAUCGAUGGUGAUCACGACGGGCUGACUGCUCUUCUUGGUUCCUCGUCACCAGACCUUGCUCUGACUUCGGACAAUUCCGACAGCUUGCCGACACCAGAACACGAUAACGAGAGCAAGCUACCUCUGCGGGGCGGUGUUACGACAGUAUCGGUUGCGGUGACUGGUCUCGAGGGCCGACCCAUCGCGAGGAAGGUCCCGCGACCGAAGCCUGCUUCUCCAAACCGACAAGGGCCGCAGCAAUGUCAAGUAUGCAAUAAGAUAUUUGGCAACGCGUCAGCACUCGCUAAGCACAAGUUAACACAUAGCGAUGAGAGGAAGUACGUCUGUAUCACCUGUGCCAAAGCCUUUAAGAGGCAGGAUCAUCUAAACGGUCAUAUGUUGACACACCGCAACAAGAAGCCUUACGAAUGCAAAGCAGAUGGAUGUGGCAAGUCAUACUGCGACGCGCGGUCACUCCGGCGGCACACGGAAAAUCAUCAUCAACCGCCCGUGGAGAAAAUUAAAGAUGUGGGUACUCCCGAAGGAUCGUCGGGUUCAGAACCAGACAACAGUCUUCGGGCAGCAUCUCGGUCACCGGCAACGUCACGCAUUUCCGUGCUCUCUGAUACUAUUUACUCGUCGGAGAAGUUGAACACGAUAAGUUCUAGCGGAAGCGCAAACAAGAGCGGAGAGAGAACCCCGCCAUUAACACCGCCAACCAUCAUGCUACCAGCACGUCCUAAGCCGAAGACCAAAUCGAAAAGCCUGAACUCGACGCACCAGGCAGCCUCGAAAUGUGGGAGUGGCCCAAGUGCUGGCGGAACGUUAAUCGCUUCAAAUACAGGAACAAAUGCAGCUCGUCCGACAGAUGCCAAACCAGUGGAAUGCAAUCUCUGCCAUCGUAAAUUUAAAAAUAUUCCAGCACUCAAUGGCCAUAUGCGACUGCAUGGCGGCUACUUUAAAAAGGACUCUGAUAAGAAGUUAGACAAAAAAGAAGCUAGUGGCCCUCCGUUACAAACAGCUUCUGUGUCUGUGAGAGCGCUCAUAGAAGAAAAAAUAAUAAGUCGUCGAAGCGCUAUUACUGCAACGCCAACAACAGUUACAACAAUACCUCGUCCCGGUUUUAUUACACCAGCACCACCUCCAUUGUCAAAUAUACGGACGUCGUCAGGCUCGCCUGCAUCACCAGUAACAACAUCGGUUCAUUUUGUAUCACCUAAAGCACCACCAGUCGUCACUUUUGCGACCAACUCCACAGCCAAAGUUACACCUAUUCCAAAAGACUCCACGCUAAUUGAACUCUUAAAAAAGAGUAACACAAAGAUUGUGAAAAGAGCCGCUUCAGAUCCAGGACAAUCUCCACAACAACAACAAGAAUUUACAUUUAGACCAGAACUUUUUGGAGUUACAUUUAACUCUGACGACGGUUACUUUUCACCUGCACUAAAUGAUGAUACUUUUCAAUUUACUACAGCUCCAGACAAUCUAGAAGAACUAGCAUCAUUAGAAGACUAUGCAACCGUAGCAGCGUCUAUACAUGAACGAUCUCCUGUCAAUUUUCCAUCUAAUCGUCGCUUAGCUGCAGUCCUAAAUUCACCAUUGCCAGAAUCACUAGCUGAUUUUGGAGCCUGUCAUGGAGGUUCUCCUGUUCCCUCACCAGGAUUACGUUCUUAUACCGACAACUCUCCUAGCCUUUCAUACACAACAGGUGAUUCUCCAAGCCUAGCAUUCACCGGGACAUCACCUAGUGGAAGCUAUUCCACACAUCCAACACCUUCUCCUGGAUUCACUUACCCUACGCCACCGGCUUCGCAAGAUGCUCAGUCACCAGUACACACUGCCCCAAGAGUUUCAUCACCACUCACGGCUGCUUUUUUCAGCGCAACAAUGUCGAGCCAAGAAGAGGUAGAAGAAGCUUUAGAAGAGGUAUUACCCGAAGAAUGUGGAUCUUUAGAUGCUUUUACAUUGCAAAACUCCCCUACAGCGCGCCGAAUGAUGCUAAAUUCCGAAGAUCCCUUGCUCUCGAGCACUCCGCGUGACUUCCCACACCAGAGAUCUACUCGUAACAACAAUUGCUCAAUAACUCACCUUUCCACAACUUUGACACCUUGGCAAUCAGAUUCAAAUUCACUACAGGUUUGUGUCGAGGGUCGAGAGCCUGUACCAGCUGUAUUCCUAAGCCCAAAUAGUAUACCCCCUUCACCCCAACGCCGAAAAAGAAAAGCUUCGCCUGUUGGCCCAUACCGAUCAAGAAUGCGACGCACAGUGUGCCAUUUCACACCACUACCGUUGCUACCACCAGACAGAGAUGGCACGGGACUUUAUGUUGACUUAACCAACGGUUUAUCCAGUACAGAGGUAGAUGUGCUGGCACAGUUUGAGGUCAAUCAAAAACCACAAAUCAAUAUUGGCCCUGAGCAUCAAGCUGAUAUACCUGAACUAUGCAAUGAUCGCAUUGACCUCCACAGAGUCCCUGAACAGCUUCUCUGGGAUCCUGGUAUUAAUGAUGCGCUUGAUGACAAUGAAGUCCGUAUGUUCAUGGAGCUUGCAAUGUGUGCUGCGAUGCCUGUAGGCGGUCACACUCGUGAAUUUGCGCUUCAGACACUUGGAGAAUGUGGAGGUGACAUUCGAGCGGCCACACUAAAACUCAUGUCAAGACCUGCUGCGCCAUCUCAGCAUGAGGGCAGAUGGACACCUGAUGAGCUGGAAGCUUUUCUGACCGGUCUAGCAUGUUAUGAUAAGGAUUUCUUCAGAAUCUCACAGCUGGUACGAACAAAAGACUCAAAACAGUGCGUGCAAUUCUACUACUUCUGGAAGAAAGUGACAAAAGACUAUAAAACACAAUAUUUGCGAAGCUGGAGUGACGCGCAACCACUACAAGGUACAGUAGGGCAGCCAACACUCAGCGUCCCGUCACCAUCUUCUCUCGAAGGAGAAGAGUUUCCAUGCAAGAUUUGUGGGAAAGUAUUUAACAAAGUUAAAAGUCGUAGUGCACACAUGAAGUCGCACCGGCCACUCGACGCCGAGCCAAAAAGGCCAAAACUCGAAAAGCCUUAUGAAAAGGUCGAGAGAUCUGACGAUCGUUAGCGACUGCUGAAUAAACAAAUUUGCACACAAUAUAACGAAAGUUACUCAUUUACUUCACUGAGCGACUAAUCAUCACUAUGACGAUCACGGUAUUUUACUAUAUUUAUUAUUUUUGGCUGAUCGUUUAUAAAACGCUACAUCUUAUGAAAACAUCGAACGCUCGCACAUGCGCCAUACCUUUUGGCAAUUAAAGAGACUUUGGAGUUCGGACUAAACGGAAUCGUGUAAGCAUUUAUUUGUUUGUAAAAAAAAUAGAUUGAUAGACAUUCGUCUAGAAAUUAUUAACUAGUAAUUGGUAGUAACUAGGUAGAAACAUAAGCUUUGGAUAUAAUCGGUCAGAAUAUUAUAUUCUCAUUACGCUAAGCCUAAAGAGAGCGUAAAAUAUUUUGUAUACAAACGUAGAUAAAUUAGGCUCAUGUAAUGUUUUUAUAUGACUUCUCAAUGUGACUGCAAGUGUGAUGUUGUAUAAAUAUUCUAGUAGAUAAAUCUUCUAGUCUGGCUUUAAAUUUCAUUAUAUUUUUAUAAAAAACUGUGGUAGCUAACGUGCAAAUGAAAAUUUUGAUUAAUAAUUAUGAAUACACAAUAAAAAACUAUGAAGUAAAAUCGUCGCCAAACUAUCUAUUUUAACCAUCUAGAUACGCGAUGUACCUCCACAGUGCAUUUUAACGGAGAUUCGCAAACUUUCUUCCACUUAGGAACAAUUAAACUGUCUAAUGAACUUCCUUAUAUGAUUUUUCCAGUUCGAUACAUGGGUACCUUAAAAAAUUCGUGUUAACCUUCUUAAAAUUCCUGUAACGCUACUGUAAUGAACAUUCCACUAUUGUUCCAAGAGUGUGCGGCAUGAGUAUUAUCUAUUAUCAUCAGGCUACCCGUACGCACUUCUUAGUCUUUUUUCUAUUCCAUAAAAUAACGAGCGACAUAGAUAUGUAUCUACAGAAUUUAUUUUCCGGAAAAUUGGGAAGGCGACCGUCAGCAUGGAAUAUAAAUUUAUUUAGUCUAUUUGAGUUUUUUUUUUAAUGACACAAAUUGGCGAUAUGUUUAUCAUAGAAACCAUAAUAUUCUGUUGUUAUGUACUUUUGCAGAGGUUUUCCUUGUUUCAUCAUUAUUACAUUUAUUAACAUCAUAAGCUUUAUUGCUUGCAUUCUUUAGUUCAUAUCGCUUCAGCCGAAAUACAUCCACUGUGGUUAGAGAUCUCCAUGACGAUCGGUCCUACGCUACCCUUAUUCAGCUUAUUCCGCCGAUCUUGAUCAACGGGGCCAUCUUGUGGGGGGGGCUACCAACAUUACAUCUUCUAGUACGUGAUCGCCAUUCGAGUACUUCACUGUCCCAACGGCCAUCCUCCUUUGAGCUAUGUUCCCUGCUCACUGCCACUUCAGUUUCGCAAUUUUUUCUAGGUAUCUCCUCAUUUCUGAUUCGAUUUCACAGGGAAACUCCGAACGUAGCCCUCUCCAUUGCUCUCUGAGCAACCACCGCAUAAGACCCAUAGUUAGCGACCCCGUCUGCUUUUCAAAAGUCAUCACUGGCUAAACACACUGGUUAAGAUCUUCGGUUUGAGACACUGUGGUAUGUGGGACGAGAAGAAUUACGGAACUUCCCGAAGGCUUAGUUCAAUAUUAAUUAUUAUAAUAAAUUAUAUUAUGACAUAAUAUGAAUACUAUUCAAAUCGGUUUUUUUAUUAAUUUUUUCCUGUUUAAGGAUUUAUUACUGGAAAUUGAUUCAAUAAGUCCUAAACUCCUUCGGUGCAUCCUUGCUAUCACAGUCGUUUAUUAAAAUUAUAUAAAUAAUUCGUCAGACUUAAUAGGUAAUAAAUAUUAGCCGUUACGAUUAAGUAGAGUUCGUGUGAUAAAAUACAAAGAGUUAUUUUGUCUACAUUAACUCUUUAUUUAUCAGAAAUAUCUUUUGCGAGCCCAGCUCAUUGUUUUAGGUUAUUUGUUAUGUUUUUGUUAUUUAUUUGUUUUAGCGUAAAUAUUGCUUUAGUUUUCUUUCAUCAUGUUGUUGACAUCACGGAAUUCAAUUCAAACUCCGUACCGACGAAAAAUACUCACAUAUCGAUACAAUUUAGAAAAAUAUUCAAAAAUAUGCUUCUAUGAAUAUCGUAACUUAUAUGUUACAGAUAAUUUUAUUUAAUAUAAGAAACUAUUAUAAAAAUAUUUACAAAAAUGAGAACUCAUUAAACGCUAGUGACUAUAAUCUACUUUUACAAAUAUUUCGUUCCAAGAUAUUCAAAGAAGCUGAAAUAUAAUGAGACGAAAAAUAAAACAAAAUGGAGGGAUAUUUUUUUACAUGGAUAUUAAAAUGCUCAAAUCUUUUAUCUUAUGUUGAUAAUAUUAUAAUCUUGUUCGUGUUGUUGAUUUGUUUUUACUAUUGUAAUAUAUUAUUCAAUUUAGGCACUAAUAUAUGUAAGAAUAUAAUUGUUGUGAUAAAUGUGUACAUGUAUUAAUCGUAAAUAUAUAUUAUGUACAAAUCUGGCAAAAAUACUUGCUCAAAAUAUUUCUCUGAUCCCGUUAGUACAGGAGAUGUCCAUAUACAUAAUAUUAUCUUUAUUAUUCUUUAAUAUAAAAUAUAUAAAUAAAAGCUACAAUUUCUCUAUGAAAACAGACAGUUAUGUUAUUUUUUGUCGCUAUUUAAAUGAAGAACAAGGGCUAUCUUAAUUUCGAAGCAACUACACUUAAUAUAUAGAACUGUCCAAAGCUAAUUAAUUGUGAUUGCUUCACUAUUAUUUAGGCAGGUCAUUAUGCUUCCUUUUAAUGUAUAGCUUAUCUUUUCACUCACUUGAAGUUGUUUAUUUUGAGUACCUACUUGGUCAAGAAUUUAAUUCAAUGAUCGAUAAAAGUUCUAUAUAUUUUGUAUGCUGAUCUUGUCCUUAAUUAUAAUGCUUUGAUAGUUCCAACCAGCGUUUUAAUGAUUUGUUAUUUGAGGUUAACUAAACCUUAGGUUGGGUCUAUAAGGAUUUCGGCGAAACAAGUUAUGGAGCCAAAGAGAAAGCGUAUGUAUGUGUGGCGCGGCGAAUUAUCAUUCUACGAAAGAUCUUCCCUUUCGAUAGAGAAGUUUUUUUUCCGUGGUUCAUUGUAUUUGAUCAAGGCCUUAGCUAAGCUGUUGAUUAGUAACGGAUCACUGUAUAACGAAGUUCAUAAAAACUUACUCUCGCAAAUGUAGUUACAUUUGCCUGCAGCCACAUACAAUUGUUGAUGACCUAACUGUGCCAUAUUUAUAACACUUAAUUCGUACAAAGAAUAUUAGCUAGUUCUCAAUCGUUUUUUUUCAUGUGUUGGCUUAACAUUAAAAUUUUUACAGCAAGAUAUAACUAUCGCUGAACAUUGUGGUUGUGAAACUUUUUAUCUUGUCUUCCGAUAGCUAAAAUUCACCGGUUACAUUAAUUACAUAACAGUAUUCAUUUAAAAGACAUCUUAAUUUAUCGAGUGAUUUAUUACUGUAACUCUUUUUAUUCCUAAUUUAACUAAAAGCGUUUGACGCUCACAGUAUUAUUAUUCAAAGAAAUCUAGUAUAUAUAUAAAAGAAAAUGAACCGACAAGGAAAAUAAAUCUACCUGCGGUUUGUGUUAGCUGUUAUAUAUCUUCAAACCACGAACUAGUAAAAAAAUAAGAACUCCGUGUCCAUAACAGUGUAGCACCAAAACAAGCCGAUUAACGUGUAAAUACAUAGCCCCACGCACACACUUACACUGCUACAGGCCGAUAGGCGGCCAUUAUGAGAAUUGUCAUCGUCUGUGACAGAUCAGUUUGUGUCUCAAUAUAAUAUUUUUAAAAUGCCGUCGUGCGUUGUGAAAAAGUGUAAAAACGAUAAUAUAUAAGUAUUUGUGGCCAUAUAUGAUUAUUUAAGGGAGAAAAAAUUGUGUAACUGGUAUCCCCCGUAACCGCACACACACUAGCAUAAUGGUGCUUCACUUGCUAAUAUCACGGCGUGGAGUCCUUCUUUUUAUACUCGUCCGUGCUUCAAACUUGUUUUUUUUUUU
Molecule: messenger RNA, 8040 nt
Organism: Leptidea sinapis
Lineage: Eukaryota; Metazoa; Arthropoda; Insecta; Lepidoptera; Pieridae
Exons: 20
Coding region: 792-4067 (1091 amino acids)
Biological process (GO): regulation of transcription by RNA polymerase II; negative regulation of DNA-templated transcription
Cellular component (GO): histone deacetylase complex; transcription regulator complex
Molecular function (GO): transcription corepressor activity
Source: RefSeq, a predicted model, not a curated record